Molecule: messenger RNA, 2530 nt
Organism: Drosophila albomicans
Lineage: Eukaryota; Metazoa; Arthropoda; Insecta; Diptera; Drosophilidae
Gene: hay
Product: general transcription and DNA repair factor IIH helicase subunit XPB
Exons: 3
Coding region: 53-2476 (807 amino acids)
Biological process (GO): nucleotide-excision repair; transcription initiation at RNA polymerase II promoter
Cellular component (GO): nucleotide-excision repair factor 3 complex; transcription preinitiation complex; transcription factor TFIIH holo complex
Molecular function (GO): DNA binding; ATP binding; hydrolase activity
Source: RefSeq, a predicted model, not a curated record
CUGUUUGUGCGCAUAGCUGAAACAAAGUUUCGCCGAAGCGGACGUGCACAAAAUGGGUCCGCCAAAGAAAUCAAAAAAGGAUCGCAGCGGCAGUGAUAAAUUUGCCAAGAAGCGCCGCGCUGAAGACGAUGCCUACACGCAACUGGUGGAUGACAAUGACAGCAUGGACAAUGCCAGCGAAUCGGACGGUGUGCCGGGUGCAGCGUCCAAAAACGCGGAGACCAACGACGAGAAUAUCAACACCGAUGAGUACGGCGCGAAAGAUUAUCGUGCACAGAUGCAACUUCGUCCCGAUCACGGAAAUCGCCCAUUGUGGGUGGCGCCCAAUGGACAUGUGUUUCUCGAGUCCUUCUCACCGGUAUACAAGCAUGCCCAUGACUUUCUCAUUGCCAUCUCGGAGCCAGUGUGUCGACCCGAGCAUAUACACGAGUACAAGCUAACCGCCUACAGUCUGUAUGCUGCGGUGUCUGUAGGCCUCCAAACCCACGACAUCGUUGAAUAUCUCAAACGCUUGAGCAAGACGAGCAUUCCUGAGGGUAUCUUGGAGUUUAUACGUCUCUGUACGCUCUCCUACGGCAAGGUGAAACUUGUGCUCAAGCACAAUAAAUACUUUAUUGAGUCGCCACAUCCGGAAGUGCUGCAAAAGCUGCUCAAAGAUCCGGUCAUCCAGAAAUGUCGCUUAAUACGGAGCGAAGGCGAGGGCGAAGGAGAUGGCUUUAUUCAGGGCACAAUGGAUGGCAAGGCCAUCACACAAUUCGGCACCAAGUUGCCACCAGCUAGCGACAAGCCCGAGGAUGCGGGAGCCAGCACUUCCAGUGCCGCAGGAGCAGCAACGGCAGAAGGUGCAGUUGCCAUACCCGAUGACAUUACGGACUUCUACGAGAAAAUCGAUAAGGAGGAGGAGGAUGAAGACGAGGCCAAUCUCAAAACAGUUUCAUUUGAAGUGGCCCAAGAAAAGAUAGAAGUGAUACAAAAGCGUUGCAUCGAAAUCGAGCAUCCGCUGCUUGCCGAAUACGAUUUUCGCAAUGAUACCAACAAUCCGGACAUCAACAUUGACCUCAAGCCAGCCGCUGUGCUGCGUCCAUAUCAGGAGAAGAGUCUGCGCAAGAUGUUUGGCAAUGGUCGCGCCCGCUCUGGUGUCAUUGUGUUGCCCUGCGGUGCUGGAAAAUCUCUUGUGGGUGUCACUGCCUGCUGCACAGUGCGCAAGCGUGCUUUGGUACUGUGCAACAGCGGCGUCUCGGUGGAGCAAUGGAAGCAACAGUUCAAAAUGUGGUCCACGGCAGAUGACAGCAUGAUUUGUCGGUUCACUUCUGAGGCCAAGGACAAGCCCAUGGGCUGCGGCAUACUGGUGACCACAUACUCUAUGAUAACGCACACACAGAAACGUUCCUGGGAGGCAGAGCAAACCAUGCGUUGGCUUCAGGAGCAGGAGUGGGGCAUCAUGGUGCUCGACGAAGUACACACAAUUCCCGCCAAGAUGUUCCGACGUGUCCUGACCAUUGUACAGUCGCAUUGCAAGCUUGGCUUGACUGCGACAUUGUUGCGUGAGGAUGACAAAAUUGCGGAUCUAAAUUUCCUGAUUGGUCCCAAGCUGUAUGAGGCCAAUUGGUUGGAGCUACAGAAGAAGGGCUUCAUUGCGCGUGUCCAGUGCGCCGAGGUAUGGUGUCCCAUGUCGCCAGAGUUCUACCGCGAGUAUCUGACCACCAAGACAUCGAAAAAAAUGCUGUUGUAUGUGAUGAACCCUUCGAAGUUUCGCAGCUGCCAGUUUCUGAUCAAAUACCAUGAGCAGCGUGGCGACAAGACCAUUGUUUUCUCGGACAAUGUGUUUGCCCUGAAGCACUAUGCCAUCAAGAUGAACAAACCCUUCAUCUAUGGUCCCACGUCCCAGAAUGAACGUAUUCAAAUUCUGCAGAAUUUCAAGUUCAAUUCCAAGGUCAACACAAUCUUUGUCUCCAAAGUGGCCGACACAAGUUUCGAUUUGCCAGAGGCAAAUGUAUUGAUUCAGAUUUCGUCGCAUGGCGGUUCGCGUCGUCAGGAAGCCCAGCGUUUGGGCCGUAUUCUGCGUGCUAAAAAAGGCGCCAUUGCUGAGGAAUAUAAUGCCUUCUUUUACACACUCGUCUCACAGGACACCAUGGAGAUGAGCUAUUCCCGCAAGCGACAGCGUUUCCUUGUCAAUCAGGGCUACAGCUACAAGGUUAUCACACAUCUCAAGGGCAUGGAUACCGAGGCGGAUCUAAUGUACGGAACACAGGAGGAACAGGGCCAGUUGCUGCAACUGGUGUUGUCCGCCUCCGACUUGGACUGCGAGGACGAGAAGAUGCCUGGCGAGCCGGGUUAUCGUCCAGGUGGCUCUGGCACCACCAGACGUCCUGGUGCACUUAGCUCCAUGUCUGGUGGCGAUGAUGCCAUCUACUAUGAGCAUCGUCGCAAGAACGUCGGCAGCGUACAUCCAUUGUUCAAGAAGUUUAGAGGUUAAGCGCAUCCAUUUUUGUAUCCUUUGCUCAGUCGAAUAAAAGUAUGUCAGUGACAA